This is a messenger RNA of Aspergillus ibericus CBS 121593, 2310 nucleotides long. RefSeq lists its product as uncharacterized. NCBI's taxonomy places the organism in Eukaryota, Fungi, Ascomycota, Eurotiomycetes, Eurotiales, Aspergillaceae. The record is from RefSeq and is a predicted model, not a curated record. The transcript has 3 exons. Bases 124 to 2226 code for a protein of 700 amino acids.
GACACAGGUGAAUUCCUUGUGAUAAUUACCUGUCGCCCCUCAUUCUCUGAAACCCUGAAACCUCCUUGUCAUCAUCUUGUUGUCUCUUUUACCCAGCACCAUAAGGUGCCAUUCAUCUACAAGAUGGAGAAUCCCGCCCAAAAAGCCGAUCCCAACAUGACCGCCAGGCCCUCUAUCCCAGCCAAGAUGGGUGCUUCUGGCAUCGACAUACUGGUUAUGGACGGCGCCGACACGCUAGUGUUUAUCGAUCCUCCAUCGUAUAAACCAACCUGGUCAAUGCAACCACACUCUGCCACGUCUAUUCCCCAUCGUAUCCAGAGCAAGAGCCUUUUGAGCACAGAGUCCCCCUACUUUACGAAGCUAUUCGAGCCGAAAAAGCAAGCUCGCAUUAUCAAGCGCCGCGACCUGGAGGGAAAGCUGCCUGACGGUAUCAGAUACGCUAUUGACCUCACUCCUCCCUCAACGGACGACGAGGCGGUAGCUUUCACCACAGAGUUGUCCUGUCCCCUGGGUAUACGGUCCUGGGCCCGCGCAAUCCAGCGUUGGGGACUGCCUUCACGAUGUGUUGGCGGCCGCGACGAAGAUGACCAUAACCUUCCCUCUGAGUACUCAGAAUCUCGUCACCGCAUGGGCAUCGUGCACGUACUCCAAGCAUUAGGAGGUGUCAGUCCACUCUUAGACACAGCCUGCAAGCUCUGGACCUUUUUCGCAUUGGCUAAGGUAUUUGGCGUGGCCAGGCAAGGGUCGAUCAAGGUUGAAAUUCUCACCUGGAUCUAUGAGUCAACCAAUUCUAGGCUCAUUGAAAUUUAUCCAGAGAUUACCUACAGAAUAGCUUGUGGAAUCCAGUGUGAUUACCUGUGCCAGGACUCCUUCUGUGUCCUUGUUGGAGAGGAGGCGCUGCUCCGCCUGUCCAGCGCAGAUAAAGGACCCAGACUUCAGUGGCCAGAGAGAACAUUCCAUGGCCGUGUUCGUGAGCCUUUGGACGAUGAAGAUCGUCAGCGGGUCGAAUAUGCAAGCCAGAGCUUCAUGGAAUAUGUUAUUGACCAAUUCAUCCAGUUAGCGGGCACUGAAAUGCACUGGAUCUUGCAACUACCGGCGUUCCAGAAUAUUCUCCGUCACACCACAGAUAACUGCGAAGGCUGCACGUUUGCUACGAGUCUUACUUCCAAGCUGAAAUCAUACGUACGGGGGCACAUCGUGUCGACCCUAGCAAAACCCGCCAUAACUUGGGCCGCAAGAACAACUCGAUACAUUGACUUCGACGACUAUCCCUCGCGGACGUUUUUAAAUUCUUACGAUGAGAUGCGUUUCUCUGAGCGUAUAAUCAGCAAAACCUUCUGGCAGACGCUCAAGUUCGAGAACCACAAUGACCGUUUCGCAUUCCCUGACCAGGAAAUUUGUAACACCACCGUCGCGGACUUGGGGAGACACCUAUAUCCUUUCCAGGCCCAAACAGAUGCGAAAAUCGAACAUAUUGAGUUUAACGAUUUGUUGUUCGAGAUAAACCAGUACAAUAGCCACGCAGAUGGGGCUAGCUCAAGGUUCGGAUUUCGUAAGAUCGCGGGUGCGACGUUGUUCGAACCUCGAGGCCCCAUUCCGAAGACCCCCACGACAGAUAUCUUCAACCCGGCCCACUUUUUCCAAGACGUGCGCUCAUAUAUAACUGACAUGGGAGAAGUUCUGGGCAACGGCAGCAGGCACGGAGCCAACUUCCUAGUUACUGACACGCUCACCUGUCUCACCGAGAGUGAGAUGAAGUUUCUCCCACUCUGGGCGGGGGGAAAUGAUGAUGGGUCCGGCGGUGUUUUCACGGAUCAAGGAAUACCUAAUCUUGAGACAGGCGGAUUCUCUACACCGGGUCCUGCGAUUCACACGGGGAGUACUGUUCCCUCGGUCACUUCUUUCUCAGACAUAACUACCAGUGGCUUUGAAAGCACGGUCCAGGGGGCUUCUCACCGAGCCACGGGAGGUUAUUGGACGGACAUCAUGUCCAUCAACUCGGAGGGGUACUUCAUAGCAGAUGAAAAGCACGCGGCAACCUCGUCUGAAGCACAAGCAGAUACGGACAUUUAUUCUCUUACCUUGGAGGUGUCGGAUGAUGACCUCGAUGACUGCUUUGAAACCGACAGCGAAGACAACAACACAGUCAUAAUGGAUAGCUCUGUUGAGAAGACCUCGGAGAGGCUGGAGUACAUGGGUCUAGGGGUAGAAGCUUUCCCAGAAUGAUCCUGAGAUUGAGAGCAUGCUCGUCCUUGGUUAUAGCACCAGGACCAGAAUACUUGACGUUGCUUAAUAAAAGAUGACAUCGCG